ACUUGUUGGCUCUCGGGGAGCUGGCACUGAGCCAUGAUGGCGGCCCGUAAACAACAACAGCGUCAAGUUGAAGUCGACUGGCUUUGAGGGGCGGCCUUGCUGUCUGCUGCCGCUUUUAGAGAGAGCGCAGCAAACACACUCAGACGUGCUUUUCAACAAUGCGUCGUUUGUUUGUUUGACUGACUGCAAUCCAUUUGGUGGGACAUCCUCGUCAUCAUCUGUGUUGGGUAGCUUAUUAGAGCCAUGUCUUCCCAGCAGCCCAACAGUUCAGCCCCCAACAGCCCCACCAAUGUCAUUGGUUCCCCAUUUUCAGUCAUCAGUCCCUCUAUCAACUCUUCAAUGGUGUCUCCCUCUCUGGGAUUUGGACCCAUCAGUCACAGCCAGAUCACACCUUCAGGCGCCAUGUCAGGGAUGCAUUCGAUUAACAGCUCCGAGGACAUCAAGCCUCCGUUUGGCCUGAGGCCCAUGCCGGCUCACAGUCCAGGAAUCAUGUUGUCUCAGAAGCGGCUGUGUGUCAUCUGUGGAGACCGCUCAUCUGGCAAGCACUACGGCGUGUACAGCUGCGAGGGCUGCAAAGGCUUCUUCAAGAGGACGGUUCGCAAAGAUCUCAGCUACACUUGUAGGGACAACAAAGAGUGCCUGGUGGACAAACGCCAGCGGAAUCGCUGCCAGUACUGCCGCUACCAGAAGUGCCUGGCCAUGGGCAUGAAGAGGGAAGCGGUCAAACUUGUAAGGUGGAAUAAAGAAGAUGGAAAAGAUGAGGGGUGGAUGACGGUCCAGGAGGAGCGUCAGAGGAACCGAGAGCGCGAGGGAGAGCUGGAGUUCAGCAUGAGCAUUAAUGAGGAGAUGCCAGUGGAGAAGAUCCUGGAGGCGGAAACUGCGGUGGAGCAGAAGACUGAGCUGCACUCCGAUGGAGGCUCUGCAGGCAACUCGCCCCAUGAUGCAGUCACCAACAUCUGUCAAACUGCAGACAAACAGCUCUUUGCUCUGGUAGAGUGGGCGAAGAGAAUCCCUCACUUCUGUGAGCUGCCCCUUGAUGAUCAGGUCAUCCUCCUGCGUGCAGGUUGGAAUGAGCUUCUCAUUGCCUCCUUCUCCCACCGCUCCAUCGCCCUGAAGGAUGGUGUUCUUCUCACCUCGGAGCUGCAGCGUGAGGGUGCUCACAGUGCAGGAGUUGGAGCUAUUUUUGAUAGAGAGAGUGUGCAGAGUGCAGAGGUUGGUGCCAUAUUUGACAGGGUUCUCACUGAGCUUGUCAACAAGAUGAGAGAUAUGCAAAUGGACAAGACGGAACUGGGCUGCCUUCGCGCCAUUGUCCUCUUCAACCCAGAUGCAAAAGGUCUGUCCAACAUGGGGGAGGUGGAGCUGCUGAGAGAGAAGGUCUAUGCAUCUCUGGAGGCCUACUGCAAACAGAAGUACCCAGAGCAGCAGGGCAGGUUUGCCAAGCUCCUCUUGCGACUGCCCGCCCUGCGCUCCAUCGGCCUGAAGUGUUUGGAGCACCUGUUCUUCUUCAAGCUGAUCGGCGACACACCCAUUGACACUUUCCUCAUGGAGAUGCUUGAAGCCCCCCAUCAGCUGUCCUAAAAAGCAGCGUGCAGACUGUGGUGAGCUGUAAAGAAGCGUGGGACUGGAGUGUGGCACUUUAACUUUUGGAAAGAUUUGUCCGCUUGUCUCACUGCUAUCUGGGUUCCACAUCCUUUUUUCCUUUGUUCUUUUUUUGUGUUAUUAGUGCUGCACAGAUUUGCUCUUUUUAGACCAAACCCGAUGCUCAGCAUGACCUUCAAGCUGGUGCUAUGUGUUAAACUUCAUGGUGGAUCGAAAGAAGUAUUUUAAACCUUCCCUUAUUAGCUAUAAUACCAUUUUACAAUAGCUUUUUAGACAUCGCUUAAAUGAGCCCUUUUAAACGGAACCAGAUGGCGAGCAUGAGUUGAAGACCUAGUCUUCUUUUUAAUCAUUUCUAUUCACGAUGGCUGUCCAAUGGUUGCAAAGCUCCAUCUCUUCGACAAGAUGAAAUCUUAGUAGAGGCGGAGCGUUUGUAGCCGUCUCCUACAUUUAGACUUGUUUACGUCUUUUUACGCCCUUUUCUAAGUCCAAUCACUUUACCAUUAUUAUUUGUAAAAGAUCAAUGCCCGCCACUAAACGUACAGGCGGCGUUUGGUGCUAUUUCAGAGAAAACGCCACAUUAUUUGGUUUGAAAACCUGACACCUAAGAGGAUAUGCAAAUAUGACCUUUUUGUUUAUUUUUGGUAAAAAAAAAUGUAGCAAUAUAAAAAUGUUAAAGUGCGUCAGAGCUUUCUGCCUUUCACUCAUUCAGGGGUUUUACAAAGUAAAUCACGUCUGGUGGAAAGGGAAUAUUCCAUUUUGUAAUUUAUACAAUUUUGAGGUACUGUGCAAAAGUAAUUGUUCAGGGAACGUGUAUAUUGAUUGAUUUGAAUUAUGAUCAGGAGAUACAAAUUAUAUAAUUCUUAACCUGUGCCCUUGUAUUUUUUAUUUUUUUCGUUUUUUUAGUUUUCAGAUAGCAGAACGUGUGUUGGGUUGCACUGGAUUUGCUGACAGUGUUUCAGCUGGUAUUUCUUUUUGUUUCUGCUCCAUUGUAUUUCCUUCCAUCCUUCUUUCCUUUUUGCUAGGUAGCUGUCCUGUUCAUUGUAUUGUCUCUGCAGUUUAUUCAUCAUGAUCACAUUUAGGUCCAGAGCACCUCAAAACACGACAAAAGACGUCCGUGUAAUGGCUGCGACUAAACACCAUUGAUAAACUAGACCUGCAGGUGCUCUUGAACACACAGGGACUUGAAGCAUGGGUUGUGUGGUGGACUCAAAAUAAACAUAAGACUUUAAAUUUGG
Messenger RNA from Dunckerocampus dactyliophorus (ringed pipefish), 2834 nucleotides. RefSeq names its product retinoid x receptor, beta b (gene rxrbb). Gene Ontology annotation, cellular component: nucleus; RNA polymerase II transcription regulator complex. The transcript is spliced from 12 exons. Gene Ontology annotation, molecular function: nuclear receptor activity; retinoic acid-responsive element binding; zinc ion binding. Gene Ontology annotation, biological process: response to retinoic acid; anatomical structure development; retinoic acid receptor signaling pathway. NCBI's taxonomy places the organism in Eukaryota, Metazoa, Chordata, Actinopteri, Syngnathiformes, Syngnathidae. The coding region runs from base 244 to 1578 and encodes 444 amino acids. The record is from RefSeq and is a predicted model, not a curated record.